Molecule: messenger RNA, 503 nt
Organism: Kickxella alabastrina
Lineage: Eukaryota; Fungi; Kickxellomycota; Kickxellomycetes; Kickxellales; Kickxellaceae
Exons: 2
Coding region: 86-349 (87 amino acids)
Source: RefSeq, a predicted model, not a curated record
CUCAAAACGCCCUAAAUUCUGUGCGCUUGAGAAAAUCUCGUAUUUUGCUUUGGUUCCAGACGCCCAGUGUCCCCCCUCUCAUUAAAUGUUCUCAUUGAUUCCCUUCAUUGGGAGUCUUGAGAUGUUUUUUUUGAUUCCAUGGGAUUUUUUGGCCGCAUUGUGUACUGACGUUUUGUCGGGACACCUCGCGGUACGCUUUUUUUUACUGCAUGGAGCCUGGGCCAGAUCAAUCAUGGACGCUCAUAGUACCCACUGGCUGGCAACGCACUCCUGUAAAAGGGAGGAGCUUGCGACUUUGAAUUCUGUCGCUCUUGGGCCUCCAUUAGGCUCCAACAUUUUUUAUUUUUAAGAUUUAGCGCGAAAAAGGAAAAAAGGAAGAAAAAAAGCGAAAGAGCGCCCAAUAGGCUUGAUCGGCUGAUUUCCUGAAAUUUCCAGGCCGUCUUUUUGGGUUCUGUUCUUUAUCUGUGGGCGUUUUUUCAACGGGAUACCGACCUCUGUCGCUU